Molecule: messenger RNA, 848 nt
Organism: Zymoseptoria tritici IPO323
Lineage: Eukaryota; Fungi; Ascomycota; Dothideomycetes; Mycosphaerellales; Mycosphaerellaceae
Exons: 1
Coding region: 77-355 (92 amino acids)
Biological process (GO): regulation of transcription by RNA polymerase II
Cellular component (GO): nucleus
Source: RefSeq, a predicted model, not a curated record
UGAGGGCUCACCGUCAUCGGUAGCAGAGUCCGAGUCAUCACGACCCACUGAGUCACCCGAGCCAUCCGGCGCUGGAAUGACAUCCGCGGCUAUCCUUGCGAGGAACUCACAAGCUGGGCCGCACAAGUGCACCCGCAUCAACCCAUCCACCAACAAGCCCUGCAACACCAUCUUUUCUCGGCCGUACGACCUCACCCGUCACGAGGAUACCAUCCACAAUGGCCGAAAGCAAAAGGUGCGAUGCCCAAUGUGUCGCGAAGAGAAGACUUUCUCCCGCAACGAUGCUCUUACGAGACACAUGCGGGUGGUCCAUCCUGAGGUCGAGGAAUUCGGCAAGCGUGGCAAGCGUGGAUGAGUAUGCGGCUCUUGCGUAUCCCGACACAUAAAUCUGCCAUAUUGCUACUGGCACCAAUUCCUGAGAUCACUGCUCCAGUCACAUGCCUAUGCGAUCGCUCGAGCGAACUGGACUCGAGCGGACCUUCGGAUCCGUGACACGGCACAUCACUCGCCGCCAUGAACGUUGAGAUGAUGAUCGAUGAGCGACGCGGGACGACAGGACAGAAAUUGUUUGACAACUUAUUCACUAUCCUUAUGUCCUUGUACAGAAUAUGCAUUGGACGGCGAUGGCAUUUAGCGUGGAGAAACGGCGUCGAAAAGACAUGACACUCUGGCACGAGUUACGGACGGGCAGACCACCAAGUGGGUGCAGGUCGCUCGCUAGGAUUAGUGAUGUUGUUUAGCGCAUUGCAACAUAUUGUUAAUGAAUGAAAGAGUCUGGGGAGUGUAACGAUAUUUGAUAGACGAGAAAUGAAGAAGAACCGCGAACUGCUUCGCACAAUUUGACAUGA